Molecule: messenger RNA, 4175 nt
Organism: Synchiropus splendidus (mandarinfish)
Lineage: Eukaryota; Metazoa; Chordata; Actinopteri; Syngnathiformes; Callionymidae
Gene: pcare1
Product: photoreceptor cilium actin regulator 1
Exons: 3
Coding region: 578-3835 (1085 amino acids)
Source: RefSeq, a predicted model, not a curated record
UGACGACCACAACAAGAUGGCGCCACCGCUCUGUUGACAAAAAUGAACUUGAGUUUCUGUUUAUUCAAUUUUAACACAAUUUAAAGCCUUCUCAAACACAAUUCUUUGUUUAAGCAGGAUUUAAGAAUAACAUUUAGCAUCAUUUUAUGUUUUAAUCACUCAAAAUAACAACUAAAAAGAGACGUAGAAUAAAAAAAGAGGAGGCAUUUUUGGUGACACACAACACAUUGUACAUGCAUUAUUAAAUGUGCGUCUCUUCAUCGUCCACCAGGGCGAAGGCUAUAAUAAGCCAACUGAUGCAGGCCCUCAUUAGCCAAAUAAGCUUAGAGGUCUCCAAGUAGGCACUUCGGAGCUGCAUGGAACGCUUUAGAGGAUAUUUCUCCAGUUUUUGGAUUCACUGCAUGUGAUUUUUAAAAUGGAUUUAACAGUGUUUUGCUUCACUCCUCUGGACCUCGGGAGAGUAGACCACAACUGUCAUCUAAAGCUCGGAGUGUUAGCAAUCUGCUACGUCAUUUCAAGGAGGAUUUUAUCUGAAAACCCUGGAUAUACGCCGCAUGUUUGAGUAACAACCUCUCAAAUGGGCUGCUCACCAUCUAAAGGUAACAACUUUGUUACUAUGAACCCACACAGGAAGACCAGAAUGCUACCACCACCACCAUCAUCAUCAUCUCAACCUAAGGAUCAACAAAAGGAUGUGUUUCCAGGUGAGGAAAAUCACGGCGGUGUUAAAGCAACUGAUGUUGUUAUCCAAGAAAAACCACUCGUUCUGCAAAAAGAAACUCAGAAAAUACCCAUCAGCUUGGAUGGAGUGAGUCAGAAGAUGAAUAGCACGACACUGCCACAGACACAAGAGACAAAUGUAGACAAACAGGAAGCAACAGAAAAGAAGACUGGCAGGAAAACAAAGAAGAACACAAGAGGAACUAAAGGGGUCAAAAGGAAAGACAAGGACAAAGCUGCUGAACAAAAAGUGGACUUUCCAGAACAACUUGUGAAAGCGCAUCAAGCGGCUUACGCCUUUUUAAACCCCAACAUUAACAAAUAUGACGCAGUGCUGGAACUUCUGGAGCAAGGGGCCCAAACGCAGGAGUCCCUCCAGCCCAUGGUUGCCUUCAUGGCCCUGAGCUAUGAGCAGACAAUCCUCAUGUUGGAAGAGAUCGCAGACGAGGGUGAAAAAGUGCUGAAAGAACAUGGCGACCACCUUGCAUGGCCCAGCCCGAAGACCAUUUCGUCCUCAUCAUCAUCCAAAUCUAGUUCCGUUAGUGACCAACCCCCUCCAGAUCUGCUGCAGCAGCUACUUCAAUACACCACACAGAGAAUGCGGAAUGUGAGCCAGACUGUCGGGGGACUCGGGGACUCUGCAUUAGAGGAGGCUGCGGAAUACUUUGCAUCUGUCGCACAACUUUUAGAAGAAAAGCGAAAAGUCAAGCGGACAGCAGAGACGAGGCUAAUGCAGCUUUUGACGCGCAUCGAGAUGGCCUCGCUCCGGAAACCAGGACCGGAGGACUGUGCUCUGUUUAGCGAAGACAGCGGCAUCGGGGGUGAAAGUGAAUCAGUCGCUGGGUCUGAAAGACGUCUCCGACGUGAGAGUUGUGGUUCCUCAGGGACUAACAGGACGACCCCCAUUUGUCCCAGAGGACCAAGCUCCAUCAACAUUAGAAGAAGAGUACCGCACCAAAUAAGUCCAAGUGAUUCCCUUUCUUCCCUGAACUCACUGGGUUCAACCGGCACUGUAAUGGGUCAUGAACGUAAGGAACACUUCUUGGCAUCCGUCUGCGUGUCCAACGAUGGUUUGGAUGAAACAGAAGAAGGACUAAAAACAGGGCGUGUCAGGUUUAGAAAGCAAAAUUUGCUUCUUAAUCGUGAAUCUCAGCUACCGAAGAACAUCACUACAAAGCGCAUAGACAAUCCUCGACUUGCGACAAUAAAAACGAAAAACACAGUUGGUGGAAGGAUACACUUUGCCACCCCCUCAAAUUCCACUGGCAAGGCAGCAUUGACCAGCAGUCCAAAUAUUACCAGAAGACGCUGGUCUGAUGAGAAAGAGCAGACACAGAACAGACCUCAAACUGCAGCUCCUGUCCGAAGAGCAGCGGUGAAAACCACCCCAACUGCCAUAGAGAGACGAUCCCGUUCCGCUGAAUCCCUUCGGGCCAAAAGUGAAGAUCCAACCUUGAUGGAGCUGGAAAGAACUCAGAAAAACUUGAGCCAGAAAUUGCAGAAAAUAAACAAAGGCAAAGGAGUUUCCAAUACAAAGAGUUCCCCGUCACAGCCAAAGAAAGCGCAGUCCCCGAAAGUGACUCCCAAACGCCAGACUUCUGGUAAGAGGAACAAUCCAAUAUCACCUCAAGACCAAGGAGGCCUUUCACAAAGUGGCAUCCAGAAACAAGAGAGUUCCACUGAUGUGGAUGAAACCCAUGAAGAAGAGAAGAAAACCAUCCAUUUUCUUGUAAGAGCCACCCCACCGCCCAGCCCCCCUCCAUCCCCAAAGCCUUCCACGGGUUUUCAAAGAGGUAGAAAUUCAGUGAAAAGGUUGAUUGAUAGCUUCAGCCAAGGAAUCGAAGACCACGAUGGUGCUAACAUUGAAAGGCUGAAGGGUGUACGCAAAUGUGGAGUUCCAGUCUUGCCAGGUUUGGGAAAUGUUGAGGCCGCGCUGAGCGCGAAGAACUGCGUUAAACUGGAAUCCGCUUCAUCUGUGGAUUUGGAGAGCCUCCCUCCCCCGCCCUUGGAAGUGUUGAUGGAUAAAUCCUUUGAAAGUGCGGAAAAUCUCAUGGGUGGUGAAGGAGAGGAUUCCAGAGGCGCUAAGUCACCUGUGGUAAAAAGGGCGGCCAUGUUAAGACUGCGAACCUCGGUGCAAUCUGUGCUACCAAGUCGAGGGAGCUUCCCACAAGGCUCGAAAGGCUUGACUAGACCCAUUCAGAGAGUUAUCCCAUCCAACCCAACAGCCACUGAGCCUGGUGACCAAGCGACACAAACACAUCCACCUGUACUGCAACAGUCCAACCUCCACACAGGAAACUCAAUUGGCUCCCAGUCAGAUGAGUCAACGUAUGACGAAGAGAGUUCUGCUACAAUUAAAGACUUGCAGGAUGGUGGCAAACCUUCUGUGCCUGUUCCGCCCUAUUCACCAGCCUCGAGCCAACCUCCUCCAACUGUGUCAAAAGGACGAAUGUUGCCAUCCACACCCUCUACCCCACGUACAUCCAACCGAAGACUCCCCAGUCCUCACAAUUUGAGAAGGCAGCCCACGCCUCCGUCUACAGCCAGUCCACCGGCGUACAGACAGCCUCCCUCGCCCACUGAAACCCAAAGGGUCCUCAGAAGUCCACAGACAGUUCAGAAAUCUUUUUCAUCGUAUGCUUUUAAAGCACCAUCUCCGCCCGCCUCCCCGAAGCUACAAAGAAGGGAGAAAAGCAUCGACGACUCGGCUCGGUCUUUCAACAACGCACGCUCCGUCUUCUGCCCGGCAUCACCAACGUUGUUUGAGGCUCCGCCUUGUCCCCGGCCACCACAAGCAUGGACCGGUUCUCGAGUCUCCUUUUUGUCACAAGCUUGGGAAGGUCGGGGGAGGUCUCUUGUGAGUCUUCAUGGACCAAGACCUUUCAUACGUCGAAGCCAGUCUGACAGAAGACCCAGCCUGACAUCACCCAGGUCAUCGAGAGUCUCAGUGGCCGAGACUUGUGGAAGUGAACCAUCCAUUUCCACACAGGGCCUCGACGAUGAUCCAGCCACAGAAGAUGAAUUCUGGGGAAGCCAGUCGGACCUCAGCGUGACGACACGCUCCGCCUCCCAACCGGACCUGUGUGUUGUCGGCCGCGCCUUUCACCGAGACUGAAGUGCCCAGUGGAGCCUGGUUAUGGAUUACCGGGUUUAACAGAGGAUUUAAUCUGACUGUAGCAGCUAAUUCUAUUCCCUUUGCACCUACAGUCCGUGUGUGUCAACGGACAAAGCAAAGUCAAUGGUUUCCAUCUUCACCGUGUCACAGUGAGCUGCAAUAAAACAUUUGACUAUCCACAGCAAGAUGUGAAUAUUCAGCACGUGCCACCUUGUUUGCUCCACUUUUAGAUGGUUUGAAUACUCAAAAUACAUCAUGUUUUUGUACCAUGUUUUCAUAAUAAAAGUGUGCUUGGCUAUGACUAAUCCUUUCUCGUUCAUAAAAAAUAAAUAAAUAAAGA